UUGUCACGUGGUUUCUUAAUACUGAGUUAUCUGCCAAAACGUCGUAUUGAAGUUCGUUGAUAUUGGAAAUGUUUACGUGCUUUUUUGCUCUGGUUACAAUGUUCUAUCAUAAUUCGAGAAAGAAGAAUUUUUAAUAAAAUAAUGGCAUUUGUGUCUGUCUUUAAAGUGCAAGACUUUUGUAAGACGAUAAUUAAUGUGUGUAAUAUAAUAAUUCCUGUGACUCUUUUCAUACUAAUUGCGUUUAUUUUGAUCGUAUUUAAAAGUUUCAUUUGGAUACUUAUCGUGUGUUGUCUCUAUAUAACCAGUGUCUUUUAUGGGCUCGUUAUAUUAGAGUAUGUCGGCGUGGCACUCGUGAAUUUAAAUGCAAUAAGCGAUAGUUUUAAUCCAACCUAUGAAAUCAAGGAUCCGUGCAGCGUUUGCAGUAAUAAUAGCUGCAAGAGACAUAAAUUGUUGCCACAUUCGACGAAAGUGAAAAUACCGAAGGAUCUUGACCAUGCAUUAGAACAACUUCUGGAAGAUUUAUUGCAGAAAUAUGUUUGCGCAUGGUACUCGGAUUUUUCGACGAACGAAGCGUUCGUACAACAGCUUCGUUUGGCCACAGCUACUGCAACGAAAGAUAUCGCAGUUCGGUUGCUUCGCACAGACGUGUCCAAUGUCGUGUUUUACCAUUUAAUACCUCUAAUAUUGCAACAUGCUCAAGAUUGGAAAACAUUACGCACAAAGAUAAAGGAUUUGUCGGAUACAUCUUGUUUCGGGAAUCAACUGAUCGACCAUUUUGGUCGUGAGAUACAUCCAGCGAGUUACUCGCGUAAGGCAGAGCUGAAUUAUCUGAGAGGAAUUGUAACAGCGUUUAUACCGUAUUUAUUACCUACCAUCCAUGUGUCUACUAACAACAAGGUCAUACUUCGAGAAAUUUUGGCCAAUUGGAUUUUGCUGCCAGCAAUAGACGCGAUUGCUGAUCCAGACAAUAUAAAUGCGUUAGUCGCGUUAUCAACUCAUCGCGAUGUUCCAAUUUCUAACCAAGUGGACGCAGUUAAUGUACCGAUGUUGCAAUGCUGGAUGACCAUUCCAAUGAUGCCAAAAAACACGCAGAAUCACCUGAAACCCUCUUUGGAUGAAGUUUUAAAUGAUCCUCGUUUAUUGUACAUGUUUAUGCAACACAUCAAAGAGAAUGGCCCUAUGAAUCUCUUUCAGUUCUGUUUAGACAUUGAUGAUCUAAGCAAGCGUAUGUUAAAUCCAGAAAUGAGUUCGAAUGCAGAAAGUAGUUUGUACACAGAUAUUCAAAAUAUGUAUGCAACAUAUCUGGAUCCUGAAGGCCCAGAAUACUUACAUUUACCAGGAGAUAUAUCCAUGGGCAUAUGUCAAAUUUUAGAAAGAGGUCCAAAGAAAAUUCAGGAAAUGAGGACUUCACGACCAUUUUAUCAAGCACACCAAGAAGCCCAUGCUUUAUUAGAAUCUACUUGCCUACCAUCUUUCCAUCAUAGCUAUCAAUUGUAUGAUUUAUUAUGCGGACAACCAGUUCCAAGUCGAGUUACGCAGUCACCACGAUUGAGCGUUACUAGUGGAUCCGCAAAUGCAUCCUCAAAGAUUGGAAAUCAUUUUCCGAAGAUUGACGUUUUGAGAUUAUCAACCAUAGACGGGAUGUCAUAUCAAGAUAUAUAUCAAGGCGAGGAAAUAGAUUACCCUUCCCGUUCUUAUAGCGAGAUUAAACAUUCCGAUAACAGUUCCCACAGGAAUUUAACAACAUGGCGAGUCAAUAUUCCGCACAUUGAAACUGGAGAUAAUCAAACAUUAUAUUAUUAUGUCAUCGCUGUCAAUAAUAUUUCCGAAGGAAAAUCCUGGACUGUGUUACGUCGUGAUCAAGAUUUUUACAUUUUACGAACACGAUUGGCAGAGUUUCAUGGUGACAAAGAAUUGAGCGACUCGCCAUUACCAUCAAGAAAGAAUCCUCAUUCAUCAUGUACUAUUAAUAAACAACGAUAUGAAGAUUUUCUGGAAAAAUUACUAUCAAAACCAGUGCUCAGGAGUAGCGAGUUGUUGUAUAAUUUCUUGACUGUGCCAAAUUUGAAGCCUUACUUUACAAAUUAUAGCACGCCAGAUAUUGGUAUAUUGUAUCAAAGUAUGGCAUACAAAUUAAGAAAAGAGAAAGGUCAAAAUUUGGACAAGUUUCUGGCAGUGUUUCUGGCCUCGACUAAUAUUAAAAAUGAAUAUACUGAUAUUGGAGUUGAACCAGCGAAUGAAUCAACUGUACAGGAAGCGGAGGAAAAAGGACGUCGUGAUCUUGAGUUUGGAGUAUUUGGAAACAAUCUUGAUUUGGAUCUUAAUUUUAGAACUUUACUUUCCCCUUCGUUAGAACGUUCUCACGUUAAGGGUGCUUCUUUCUGUAUUGUAGAUGCUGUGGUGAGGUUACUGAAAGUUCCAUCGAUGAUUGAUCGAGUUUUAUGGAUGAUUGCUUCAUCAUCGCGUGCGAAAAUAGAUCCAUACGUCAACGUUCUACUCUACAACGCUUUAGCAAAACUUCUAAGCGGUGGUCGUGCAGCGACCGUGGUAAAACUUCUGCACACAAAGGUAUUGUGUGAGAAGAAGGAUUCAUCUCAAGUGAAUCGCCGGAAUUACUAUGAAAUCGCAAAAACAGGAUUGUAUGGUUUGUUGCCUUAUUGGUUAAUGGUAUUUUAUAAGCCAUGGAUUGAAAUAAUGGAUUCAAUUUUGGACUCCUUACAAAAUGCACCGCUUAAUAAGCAUCUGGCAUAUGUUCUUCUGGACCAGAUUUUGAUAAAUAUAUUUCCAGAACUUACAGUUUAACUUGUAUGCAUAUGAAAUAUACAUACACUACUCGUCAAAAAGAUUAGAUAGUUACAUUUAAUUUCU
Molecule: messenger RNA, 2868 nt
Organism: Bombus impatiens (common eastern bumble bee)
Lineage: Eukaryota; Metazoa; Arthropoda; Insecta; Hymenoptera; Apidae
Product: sorting nexin-14
Exons: 9
Coding region: 142-2802 (886 amino acids)
Biological process (GO): autophagosome maturation
Cellular component (GO): late endosome
Molecular function (GO): phosphatidylinositol-3,5-bisphosphate binding
Source: RefSeq, a predicted model, not a curated record